GCUUUUCCAUCAACAACAGCCCUGUUUGGAUGGAUUCCAGCACCAAGGACCAGUGCUGCUCUCUAGAAUCAGCUGUUGGAAGUGCUCAGAAACUGGCAGACAUCACGGGAUCACGGGCCUAUGAGCGUUUUACAGGAAACCAGAUAGCGAAGAUUUACAGCCAGAACCCCGAGGUCUACGCGCAGACUGAGAGGAUCUCCUUGGUCAGCAGCUUUGCGGCCUCGCUGUUUCUUGGGGCUUACGCUCGCAUUGAUUACAGUGACGGUUCUGGCAUGAAUUUACUACAUAUCCGUGAGAAAAUAUGGAAUCUGGUCUGUCUUGAUGCUUGUGCAGCUGGAUUAGAAAAAAAGUUGGGCCAACCAGUACCCUGCAGCAAAAUAUUGGGUUCUGUUUCGCCGUAUUACGUUAAGCGCUACGGUUUCAAAGCUAACUGCAAAGUCGUAGCCUUCACUGGCGACAACCCAGCAUCUCUGGCAGGAAUGAGGCUCGCAGAAGGGGACAUUGCAAUUAGCCUUGGCACGAGUGAUACAUUGUUCCUCUGGAUCAGAGAACCAAAGCCUGCUUUAGACGGCCACAUCCUCUGCAGUCCAGUGGAGACGAAUGCCUACAUGGCGCUGCUGUGUUUUAAGAAUGGCUCUUUAAUGAGAGAGAAGAUUCGAGAUGAGCUUGCCUCUGGUUCCUGGGAAGAAUUUUCCAAAGCGUUAACAUCAACGCCUGCCGGGAAUAGUGGAAAUAUUGGUUUCUAUUUCGAUGUGAUGGAGAUUAUACCUGAAGCUGUGGGGAUUCACCGAUUCGACUCGCAAAACAGCAGUGUCCCAUUGUUUCCCAAAGAAGUGGAGAUACGGGCCUUGAUAGAAGGGCAGUUCAUGGUCAAACGGCUUCACGCGGAAAAGCUGGGAUAUAAAAUCUUGCCAACUACUAGAAUCCUGGCAACUGGUGGGGCAUCCCACAAUAAAGAAAUCUUACAAAUCCUGUCUGAUGUGUUCAGCGCUCCCGUUUACACUAUUGACACUGCUAAUUCAGCCUGUUUAGGUUCUGCUUACCGAGCAAUUCACGGACUGGUGGCGGAGACGAACGUGUCCUUGACGGAUGUCGUGAAAUUAGCGCCAGGACCCAGAUUAGUUGCUACUCCAGCAGCUGGCGUGGCUCAGGUCUACCAACCCCUCCUCAAAAGGUACAUGGUGCUUGAACAACAAGUGGUGGAUGAAACAAAAAACCCGCCUGCUGCCUCUGAAUGAAUAUCAAAUGGACCAUCAGAAGAAAUGGUCGACGUGGUCACCCAUUUCUCAGUUUUGUACUUGAAACAGAGAGAUUGUGAUUUGUUGUCUUCUGAGAGCUGGGGAACGAAUGCUGUAUGCUUUGUAUCUCUUUUUCUGCCAUGAGAGGACACCCAAUAUCUGUAUAUCCAUCUGCCUUUUCAGCCAUCUUUUUCCUUCCUCCCUGUUGCCACCAAAGUAUUGGAUCAUGGAAAGAAAUUCCCCAUCCAUGAAGCCUGGUGUUGUGGCUUGUGCAAUUAGUGACCCACCAAGACAAACCAACCCACCAGCCAUCUGUUGAGGUCUGCCAGAGGCUUGAUAAUCCAGGCAAGAACACCGGGGGUUGUUUGUUUAAAUUAAUUGAGUCUAUAGCCAGCUGCACAGCAUGGUCGGUGAGUAGCAUUCAUAACCUGGGCAGACUUGCCCUAUGCCAGUGGUGGCGAACCUUUGGCACUCCAGAUGUUAUGGACUACAAUUCCCAUCAGCCCCUGCCAGCAUGGCCAAUUGGCCAUCCUGGCAGGGGCUGAUGGGAAUUGUAGUCCAUAUCUGGAGUGCCAAAGGUUCGCCACCACGGCCCUAUGUCCUGCAUCCACAGCUUUUUGUAUCCCAUGUCAGUCCAAGCUCACCACGCAAGCAAGGAACCCAGUAUUUUGAAAAUCUCAGUAGGCUUUUACAAUGUUUUUGGCGGUGCAGAAAAAAAAGGCUCACACAUACAUUGACUGUGGUAAGUGAAGGCCUGGUAUAUCUGCACAACCAAUGUCUUAAAAACUAUUGUGACCUCUUUCUCCCUGGAGCAUUGUGGGAAUUUUCGUUCAGCAUUCUGAACAUUCCGUGUGAGACAUCACCCACACCUGCACAACUUUUGCAGAAGGACAGUUCCCUGCGGGGGAAAGCAAUGACUGUUAAACGUUGGCCAGUCUGUAGUACAGAGAGAGACCCUUGUGAGUCAGCUAGGAACUGAACAGACUUCCUGAGGUUACAGUAGUUAGUUAAGUGACCUCCACAGACGCUUCACCUUCUGGUACCCUUCCUACUCCUUCCUGGAUCUCUGAAGGGUCUUCUGACCACCAUCUGUAUAACGCUUCAUCUCUACAUUCUUUUCUUUCUGUUACACGGUUCCUUGUUGAAAAACAGAGAAAAGAAAACGGAGCUAAAUUGUGGAUGCAAAAUAAACAUCAGCAAAUGA
Sphaerodactylus townsendi is the source of this 2442-nucleotide messenger RNA. RefSeq names its product xylulokinase (gene XYLB). Gene Ontology annotation, biological process: xylulose metabolic process. The transcript has 14 exons. Gene Ontology annotation, cellular component: cytosol. Gene Ontology annotation, molecular function: D-xylulokinase activity. The record is from RefSeq and is a predicted model, not a curated record. Bases 30 to 1238 code for a protein of 402 amino acids. Lineage: Eukaryota; Metazoa; Chordata; Lepidosauria; Squamata; Sphaerodactylidae.